AUGGCUCGUCCCGCUCCAGUCCCACGACGGGGAGCCAGGCCAUCUUCUUAUAGAAGACAAACCCAACAGCAAGGCCCUCCAGCAAAUCCACAGUUGCCUUCAAUUGAUGAACAUGGGGAUGAAGAACCACCAGCACCCAAAGCUCGUCGAUCUCCAAGCAAAUCUUCAUCACUCAAAAGAAAGCAACCUGUAAAAAAACAAGAGGAGUCAGCUCGUCGUUACAAGCUCGACUUACACUGGCGAGAAAACAAACAAAGCCGCCAGCUAGGAAGUUUCCCAAAAAGAAGAGGACACCAACAAGGGAGAGACGAUGACUAUCAGCAGGAAGAAGAUGAAGGUGAAGAUGAAGAUAAACCAUCGCAGACACGACCACAAAAGAACACAUUCAAGAAGAAGGACGCGACUCCAAAAGAAUCAAGGUCUGCAAAGAAAAUCCCAUCUCAUGGUGAAGACGAUGAAUAUCACAUUGAAACGUCGGAAGAAGACAUAGAUUCAGAGGAAGAUGUUGAUGAACUGCCCCCCAAGCGCCAGCGGAAGGUUGCCACCAAGAAAAUUCAUAAAGGGACUUCCCCUCCAGGCGCAGCAAAUGCUGCAAAGACACAAUCGCCUGAACACAACACCGGAGAACCUUCUAGUCCCAAAACCUAG
This is a messenger RNA of Rhinocladiella mackenziei CBS 650.93, 648 nucleotides long. RefSeq lists its product as uncharacterized. The coding region runs from base 1 to 648 and encodes 215 amino acids. NCBI's taxonomy places the organism in Eukaryota, Fungi, Ascomycota, Eurotiomycetes, Chaetothyriales, Herpotrichiellaceae. The record is from RefSeq and is a predicted model, not a curated record. The transcript has 2 exons.